Messenger RNA from Erythranthe guttata (spotted monkey flower), 2548 nucleotides. RefSeq names its product S-adenosyl-L-methionine-dependent methyltransferases superfamily protein. Gene Ontology annotation, molecular function: methyltransferase activity. The record is from RefSeq and is a predicted model, not a curated record. NCBI's taxonomy places the organism in Eukaryota, Viridiplantae, Streptophyta, Magnoliopsida, Lamiales, Phrymaceae. Gene Ontology annotation, cellular component: trans-Golgi network; endosome; cytoplasm.
AACCGAAGUCAAAGACAAUCCCAAAUCUAAAUUCUUCCAAUCCAUUAUUUAUUAGUGUAAUAAUCCUCAAAUAGAAUUAAGCAAUUUUUGAAAAAAAAUAGUAUAUCAAAAUUAAUUUCAUAAUAAAUCUUUUAAUUGAAAAUCCAAUUAUGCUAACCUUAAAAUCAACCAAAAUUAAAUUAUCAUUAAAAAGGAAAAACAAUUUAAAUAAUUCGAAAAGUCCGAUAAAAAAAUGUAACCCUUUCAUAUUCUUCUUACCUUUCAUACCAUAAAAUAAAUUCUCUUCCCAUUUUCGGAGACUCCCAUAAAUUACAGAAUCACGAGAGAGCGUCGGCGCGUGUUCCACCGCCACCCCAUCACACAUACAUAUAUGUGUGUGUAUCUCUAUAUCCUUGCAUACACGUAUAAUAAAUACAGAUAUACAUAUAUAUAUAGUCCAUAUAUCAUCUGUCUGUCACUUUCUCUCUCUAGAAAACAAUGAAAUCCAAAACAAACAACAAUUAAAAUCACUUCUCUGUAUUUUUUUUUGUUUUCGAUUUUUCGGUUUCGAUUUCGGUUCCGGUGAAAAAAUGGCGAUAUGGGGGAGCCUGACUCACUACCUUUCAUUGAGAACAAAGAAAACAAACCUCUAUUACAUGGCUAUAACCACCGUCCUCUGCUCCAUUUUCUACCUCAUCGGAAUCUGGCAGCACGGCGGCGCCGCCACCUCCGCCACCCUCCUCCCCUCUCUUCCAUGCAACACCGACGACAUCAAAACCACCGGACCCAAUCCGAAAACCCUCCCCACCAACGCAUCAGCCGUCACCCUCGACUUCACCGCCCACCACACGGCGGAGCUCCUAGUCACACUCUCACCGGCGGCGCGUGCGGCUCAGUUCCCUCCCUGCGACCCGAAAUUCUCGGAGUACACGCCGUGCCAGCACGUGGAGAGAUCGCUGAAGUUCGACCGGGAUAUGCUUAUGUACAGGGAGAGGCACUGCCCGGAGAAGAACGAGCUCUUGAAGUGCAGGAUUCCGGCGCCGCACGGGUACAGAUCGCCUUUCCGGUGGCCGGAGAGUCGGGAUGUGGUGUGGUACGCGAACGUGCCGCACAAGCAUCUCACGGUGGAGAAGGCCGGCCAGAACUGGGUCCGGUUCGAAGGCGACCGGUUCAGCUUCCCCGGCGGCGGAACAAUGUUUCCACGUGGCGCCGAUGCGUAUAUUGACGACAUCGGGAAAUUAAUCAACCUCGAAGAUGGCUCCAUCAGAACCGCCAUUGAUACUGGUUGUGGGGUUGCUAGUUGGGGAGCUUAUUUACUAUCUCGAAACAUCUUGCCAAUUUCGUUUGCUCCAAAAGACACACACGAAGCACAAGUCCAAUUUGCCCUCGAGCGUGGGGUCCCUGCCCUAAUCGGAAUAAUGGCCACCGAAAGGUUGCCUUAUCCUUCACGAGCUUUCGAUAUCGCCCAUUGCUCAAGAUGCCUAAUCCCGUGGGGGCAAUACGAUGGGCUUUAUUUGAUUGAAGUGGAUAGGAUAUUACGGCCCGGUGGAUAUUGGAUUUUGUCGGGCCCGCCCGUGAACUGGGAGAAUCAUUGGAAAGGGUGGAACAGAAGCAAAGAAGAUCUCGGCCGAGAGCAAAACGGGAUCGAAAGCGUGGCUCGAAGCCUUUGUUGGAAGAAAUUGGUGCAAAGAAAUGAUCUUUCUAUUUGGCAAAAGGCAACUAAUCACGUACAUUGUAAAAUUAAUCGAAAAGUCUUCGGAAAACCUCCCUUUUGCGAGUCCCAAGAUCCGGAUCAAGCAUGGAACACUAAGAUGGAGGCAUGUUUGACUCCAUUGCCGGAAGUUUCCGACAUCAAAGAAAUCUCCGGCGGUCAACUGGCAAAUUGGCCGGAGAGAUUAACAGCGGUGCCGCCUAGGAUCCUCAGCGGAAGCAUAGAUGGAUUAACAGCCGAUAAAUUCUUAAAAGAUACAGAAACUUGGAAGAAGAGAGUGGCACACUAUAAGGCCGUGGACCAGCAACUCGCGGAGCGCGGCCGCUACCGUAACUUGCUCGACAUGAACGCCGAUUUGGGCGGCUUCGCGGCGGCAUUGGCCGACGACCCCGUUUGGGUCAUGAACGCCGUCCCCGUCGAGGCUGAAUCCAACACGCUCGGAGUCAUAUACCAACGUGGAUUAAUCGGAACUUAUCAAAAUUGGUGCGAAGCAAUGUCGACUUAUCCAAGAACUUACGACUUCAUUCAUGCAAACUCCAUAUUCACCAUCUAUAGAGACAGAUGUGAAAUUGAAGAUAUAUUGCUAGAAAUGGACCGAAUAUUGCGGCCGCAAGGUAGCGUAAUAAUACGAGACGAUGUGGAUGUAUUAGUGAACGUAAAGAGCAUAAUCGACGGGCUUCAAUGGGAUAGUAGAAUGACUGACCAUGAAGGAGGACCUCAUGUUAGAGAGAAGCUUCUUAUUGCUACUAAGCAAUAUUGGACUGCCCCUGCCCCUGAUUCAUAGUUAUACUAAUUUUUUUUUAAUUAUUAUUUUAUGUCGAUAAAUAUUAUUUAAAAAAAAACAUUAUUUUGUUAAUU